This is a messenger RNA of Coregonus sp. 'balchen', 21726 nucleotides long. The record is from the annotation of a GenBank genome assembly. NCBI's taxonomy places the organism in Eukaryota, Metazoa, Chordata, Actinopteri, Salmoniformes, Salmonidae.
AUGGAGCGGAUGUCUGAGGAGGCGCUGCGGCUGAACCUGCUCAAACGGGGCCUGGAGACGUCCGAGGAGCGUGAAGAGGCCCUGGCCAAGCGCCUUAAGAUGGAGGGCCACGAGGCUAUGGAGCGCCUCAAGAUGCUGGCCCUGCUCAAGCGCAAGGACCUGGCUGCGUUGGAAGGGGCAGCAGUGGCAGCCGGGUCCCUGGACGACGGCAAAGGGGGACUGGAGGGGAGCCACCACCACCAGAGUAUGCUGGCGGGCGCGGCGGCGGCCUAUGAGGAGAAGAUGAACGGGAGGCUGGGGGGCCACGGAGGGCCGAGUAAGAACGGCAAGGAGAACAUGGUGGACGAACCAGUGGACUUUAGCGCCAGAAGAGGGUAAGAAUAAUAUACAGUGGCUUGCGAAAGUAUUCACACCCCUUGGCAUUUUUCAUAUUUUGUUGCCUUACAUCCUGGAAUUAAAACAGAUUUUUUGGGGGCUUUGUAUCAUUUCAUUUACACAACAUGCCUACCACUUUGAAGAUGCAAAAUAUUUUUUUUGUGAAACAAACAUGAAAUAAGACAAAAAAACAGAACUUGAGCGUGCAUAACUAUUCACCCCCCCCCCCUCCGCUUGCUUGGUGGUGCCCCUUGCUUAGUGGUGUUGCAGACUCUGGGGACUUUCAGAACAGGUGUGUGUGUGUAUAUAUAAAUACAGCUCUGGAAAAAAUUAAGAGACCACUGCAAAAAUAUACAUUUCUCUGGUUUUACUAUUUAUAGGUAUGUGUUUUGGUGAAAUUAACAUUUUUGUUUUAUUCUAUAAACUACUGACAACAUUUCUCCCAAAUUCCAAAUAAAAAUAUUGUCAUUUAGAGCAUUUAUUUGCAGAAAAUGGUCAAACAACAAAAAAGAUGCUGUGUUGUCAGGCCUUGAAUAAUGCAAAGAAGUUCAUGUUAAUUUUUAAACAACACAAUACUAAUGUUUUAACUUAGGAAGAGUUCAUAAAUCAAUAUUUGGUGGAAUAACCCUAAUUUUCAAUCACAGCUUUCAUGCGUCUUGGCAUGCUCUCCACCAGUCUUUCACAUUGAUGUUGGGUGACUUUAUGCCACUCUUGUCGCAAAAAUUUAAGCAGCUCGGCUUUGUUUGAUGGCUUGUGACCAUCCAUCUUCCUCUUGAUCACAUUCCAGAAGUUUUCAAUGGGGUUCAGGUCUGGAGAUUGGGCUGGCCAUGACAGGGUCUUGAUCUGGUGGUCCUCCAUCCACACCUUGAUUGACCUGGCUGUGUGCCAUGGCGCAUUGUCCUGCUGGAAAAACCAAUCCUCAGAGUUGGGGAACAAUGUCAGCGCAAAAGGAAGCAAGUUUUCUUCCAGGACAACCUUGUACGUGGCUUGAUUCAUGCGUCCUUCACAAAGACAAAUCUGCCCGAUUCCAGCCUUGCUGAAGCACCCCCAGAUCAUCACCGAUCCUCCACCAAAUUUCGCAGUGGGUGCGAGACACUCUGGCUUGUAGGCCUCUCCAGGUCUCCGUCUAACCAUUAGACAACAAGGUGUUGGGCAAAGCUGAAAAUUGGACUCAUCAGAGAAGAUGACCUUACUCCAGUCCAAUCCUUAUGGUCUUUUGCAAAUCUCAGCCUGGCUCUUAUUUGCUUCUCAUUGAUGAAGGGCUUUUUUCUAGCUUUGCACGACUUCAGCCCUGCCCCUAGGAGCCUGUUUCGAACCGUCCUCGCCGUGCACUUCACCCCAGCUGCCAUUUGCCAUUAUUUUUGUAGGUCACUUGAUGUCAUCCUACGGUUGUUGAGUGACAUUCGAAUGAGUUGGCGGUCAUCCCGGUCAGUAGAGAGUCGUUUUCGCUCUCUGCCGGUCUGUAGCUUUGUUGUCCCCAAUGUCUGCUGCUUGACCUUGUUCUUAUGAACCGCCGUCUUUGAAAUUUUAAGGAUGGAAGCAACCUGACGCUCACUGUAUCCCUCUGCCAGUAAAGCCAGAAUUGAACCCUUCUUUUCCUCACUCAAAACUUUCCUUUUCAACUCUUUUGGCAUGGUCAAUAGUUAUUUUUUGAUUAUUACUUUUGAGGUACUAUUAGCACUGUUUUUGCCAUCCAGCUGAUCCUAUUGCAAGAGGAUAGGGAUGACCACAGCAGUGGUUUUUAUACUUUUCCUCAUUAAAUAACAUUUGGUUCAGGUGAUCACCUAAUCAGUACCUAAUUCAGUAGAAUGAGGUGUGCCUGUGUUGGAAUUCAACAGACACUGGAAUGGAAUGGCUAUCAUACAUGUAGAGAUGCUGAUUUAAGAAAAAUUUGCAGUGGUCUCUUAAUUUUUUCCAGAGCUGUAUGUGUGUAUAUAUACUGAGAUCAUGUGACACUUAGAUUGCACACAGGUGGACUUUAUUUAACUAAUUAUGUGACUUCUGAAGGUAAUUGGUUGCACCAGAUCUUAUUUAUGGGCUUCAUAGCAAAGGGGGUGAAUACAUAUGCACGCACCACCUUUCCGUUAUUUAGAGUUUUUUGAAACAAGUUAUUUUUUGCAUUUCACUUCACCAAUUUGGACUAUUUUGUGUAUGUCCAUUACAUGAAAUCCAAAUAAAAAUCUAUUUAAAUUACAGGUUGUAAUGCAACAAAAUAGGAAAAACGCCAAGGGGGAUGAAUACUUUUGCAAGGCACUGUAAUCAAUCAUGAUUUAAAAUGGACGUAGAACAGGUGAUGGGUGGACAAUUUGGGAUUGAAAUUAGUUGUGCAGAAGAUGUGGACUUUGGAAGUGUAUUUAGUUGGCGUGUAACGCAGAUUUAAAAAACAAAAACACCUUAUACAUGUAUUCAUGCGAUGCGCACUGCAGAGAACACCGGAAGAAGAAUCCUCACUGAAUUAUCACAGUGAAUUAUUGUAAUGUUUGUUUGUGUCAAUUAAUCCCAUAAGGGAUGGGUUGCCAACUGACGAUUUGACACACAUUUUCUUUCAUUCAUUCAUUCAUUGUACAAUGCAUAUUGUUGUAGCCUGUUUAGUAUUGUGUUACUCAGUGUAGCUCCAUGUAGAGGAGGUAAUGCAGUGUAGCUCUAUGCAGCGCUAAACAGAGUACACCAUUCAUCCUCUGUUGGUCAUCAUUCGUCGCUGGUCCUCCUCUCUCCCACCUCCAGCGAUGUGGACCGUGAGAGACACACUCCGUCCCCAGACGUGAUCAUCCUGUCGGACAACGAGGCAUCCAGUCCCAGGGGGACGCCCCACCCCGAAGAGAGGCUGCACCAGGCCAACCUGGAGAUCUUCAAGGUACAUUGUCUCCACGUGGCCUGGGUGGUCUAGCAAUUAGAGCCGCUGACUCUGACCAUGGCACACAUGUAGACCAGAGUCGGCAUGGUUCAAAUCUGCCCCACUGCCCUUCAUACUCACACUCCUCCUACCUUUCCUGUCAGCCCUUUACUGUCCUAUCCAUAAACGUGUGUGUGUGUGUGUGUGUGUGUGUGUGUGUGUGUGUGUGUGUGUGUGUGUGUGUGUGUGUGUGUGUGUGUGUGUGUGUGUGUGUGUGUGUGUGUGUGUGUGUGUGUGUGUGUGUGUGUGUGUGUGUGUGUGUGUGUGUGUGUGUGUGUGUGUGUGUGUGUGUGUGACGUAUGUGUUCUAGGGGAAGACUGGCGAGGAGCGGCAGCAGAUGAUCAAGGCUCUGCGGGAAGAGUUGCGUCUGGAGGAGGCCCGUCUGGUGCUGCUCAAGAAGCUUCGGCAGAGCCAGAUCCAGAAGGAGAAUGUCGUGCAGAAGGUUAGUACCAGAGUUGACACUAAUAUCAUUCCAUAUUCAAUUCAGAAAGUUGACUGAAAUAUCGUUAUAUAAAAUAUCAAAUGAGACCCAGCACCCUAGUAUGUGACAAUACAGUGCCUUCGGAAAGUAUUCAGAUUCCUUCCCUUUUUCCAGAUUUUGUUACGUUACAGCCUUAUUCUAAAAUGGAUUAAAACGUUUUUUUUUUCCCUCAUCAAUCUACACACAAUACCCCAUAAUGACAAAGCGAAAAACAGGUUUUUAGAAAUGUGUGGACAUUUAAACAGAAAUACCUUAUUUACAUAAGUAUUCAGACCCUUUGCUAUUAGACUCGAAAUUGAGCUCAGGUGCAUCCUGUUUCCAUUGAUCAUCCUUGAGAUGUUUCUACAACUUGAUUGGAGUCCACCUGUGGUAAAUUCAAUUGAUUGGACAUGAUUUGGAAAAUGCACACACCUGUCUAUAUAAGGUCCCACAGUUGACAGUGCAUGUCAGAGCAAAAACCAAGCCGUGAGUCGAAGGAAUUGUCCGUAGAGCUCCGAGACAGGAUUGUGGCGAGGCACAGAUCUGCGGAGGGGUACCAAAACAUUUCUGCAGCAUUGAAGGUCCCCAAGAACACAGUGGUCUCAUCAUUCUUAAAUGGAAGAAGUUUGGAACCACCAAGACUCUUCCUCUUCCAAACUGAGCAAUCGGGGGAGAAAGGCCUUGGUCAGGGAGGUGACCAAAAGCCACUCCUCAGUAAAAGGCACAUGACAGCCCGCUUGGAGUUUGCCAAAAGGCACCUAAAGGACUCUCAGACCAUGAGAAACAAGAUUCUCUGGUCUGAUGAAACCAAGAUUGAACUCUUUGGCCUGAAUGCCAAGCAACACGUCUGGAGUAAACAUGGCACCAUCCCUACGGUGAAGCAUGGUGUUGGCAGCAUCAUGCUGUGGUGAUGUUUUUCAGCGGCAGGGACUGGAAGACUAGUCAGGAUCGGGGGGAAAGAUGAACGGAGCAAAGUAUAGAGAGAUCCUUGAUGAAAACCUGCUCCAGAGUGCUCAGGACCUCAGACUGGGGCAAAGAUUCACCUUCCAACAGGACAACGACCCUAAGCACACAGCCAAGACAAUGCAGGAGUGGCUUCGGGACAGGUCUCUGAAUGUCCUUGAGUGGCCCAGCCAGAGCCUGGACUUGAGCCUGACUGAACAUCUCUGGAGAGACCUGAAAAUAGCGAUACUCCCCAUCCAACCUGACAGAGCUUGAGAGGAUCUGAAGAGAAGAACGGGAGAAACUCUCCAAAUACAGGUGUGUCAAGCUUGAAGCAUCAUACCCAAGAAGAUCCGAGGCUGUAAUCGCUUCAACAAAGGUGCUUCAACAAAGUACUGAGUAAAGGGUCUGAAUACUUAUGUAAUUGCAAACAUUUCUAUAAACCUGUUUUUGCUUUGUCAUUAUGGGGUAUUGUGUGUAGAUUGAUGAGGGGGGAAAACGAUUUAUUCAAUUUUAGAAUAAGGCUGUAACGUAACAAAGUGGAAAAAGUCAAGGGGUCUGAAUACUUUCCAAAUGCACUGUAUGCUGGUGUUUCAAUUCCUUAGCCAACUACCUCACUUUACAUUGGAUAAUCAACCAGUAAACAAAAACACAAUCCGGGACGCAUUCACUAAAAUCAGCAUCAAAUAUCUCACAAAAUACAGGCUAAUGCCACUCUUGCUUGAAUGUAUAGCCACUAAAACUGCCUGAUACUAGUGAAACCACAGUGUAAAUGGGUAUGGCUCAGCAUGUACAGUUGAAGUCGGAAGUUUACAUACACCUUCGCCAAAUACAUUUAAACUCAGUUUUUUACAAUUCCUGACAUUUAAUCCUAGUAAAACUUCCCUGUCUUAGGUCAGUUAGGAUCACCACUUUGUUUUAAGAAUGUGAAAUGUCAGAAUAAUAGUAGAGAGAAUUAUUUAUUUCAGCUUUUAUUUAUUUCAUCACAUUCCCAGUGGGUCAUCAGUUUACAUACACUCAAUUAGUAUUUGGUAGCAUUGCCUUUAAAUUGUUUAACUUGGGUCAAACGUUUCGGGUACCCUUCCACAAGCUUCCCACAAUAAGUUGGGGGAAUUUAGGCCCAUUCCUUCUGACAGAGCUGGUGUAACUGAGUCAGGUUUGUAGGCCUCCUUGCUCGCACACGCUUUUUCAGUUCUGCCCACAAAUUUUCUAUGGGAUUGACGUCAGGGCUUUGUGAUGGCCACUCCAAUACCUUGACUUUGUUGUCCUUAAGCCAUUUUGCCACAACUUUGGAAGUAUGCUUGGGGUCAUUGUCCAUUUGGAAGACCCAUUUGCAACCAAGCUUUAAUUUCCUGACUGAUGUCUUGAGAUGUUGCUUCAAUAUAUCCACAUAAUUUUCCUUCCUCAUGAUGCCAUCUAUUUUGUGAAGUGCACCAGUCCCUCCUGCAGCAAAGCACCCCCACAGCAUGAUGCUGCCAACCCUGUUCUUCACGGUUGGGAUGGUGUUCUUCGGCUUGCAAGCAUCCACCUUUUUCCUCCAAACAUAACGAUGGUCAUUAUGGCCAAACAGUUAUAUUUUUGUUUCAUCAGACCAGAGGACAUUUCUCCAAAAAGUACGAUCUUUGUCCCCAUGUGCAGUUGCAAACCGUAGCCUGUUUUUUUAUGGCGGUUUUGGAGCAGUGGCUUCUUCCUUGAUAAGCAGCCUUUCAGGUUAUGUCGAUAUAGGACUGGUUUUACUAUGAUUUAGAUACUUUAGUACCUGUUACCUCCAGCAUCUUCACAAGGUCCUUCGCAACGUUCUGGGAUUGAUAUGCACUUUUCACACCAAAGUACGUUCAUCUCUAGGAGACAGAACGCGUCUCCUUCCUGAGCGGUAUGACGGCUGCGUGGUCCCAUGGUGUUUAUACUUGCGUACUAUUGUUUGUACAGAUGAACGUGGUACCUUCAGGCAUUUGGAAAUUGCUCCCAAGGAUGAACCAGACUUGUGGAGGUCUACAAAAAAUGUUCUGAGGUCUUGGCUGAUUUCUUUUGAUUUUCCCAUGAUGUCAAGCAAAGAGGCACUGAGUUUGAAGGUAAGCCUUGAAAUACAUCCACAGGUACACCUCCAAUUGACUAAAAUGAUGUCAAUUAGCCUAUCAGAAGCUUCUAAAGCCAUGAUAUCAUUUUCUGGAAUUUUCCAAGCUGUUUAAAGGCACAGUCAACUUAGUGUAUGUAAACUUCUGACCCACUGGAAUUGUGAUACAGUGAAUUAUAAGUGAAAUAAUCUGUCUGUAAACAAUUGUUGGAAAAAUUACUUGUGUCAUGCACAAAGUAGAUGUCCUAACCGACUUGCCCAAACUAUAGUUUGUUAACAAUAAUUUUGUGGAGUGGUUGAAAAACUAGUUUUAAUGACUCCAACCUAAGUGUAUGUAAACUUCCGACAUCAACUGUAGCAGUGUUACCUAAGUCCACUGUUUGAAGUAGUAGUGAGAUUGUGCUGACACAGACUAAACAUCUCAAUGUCAUAGAGCAGGAGUAAACAUAGCAGCGAUCAGUGACAUUAUUAUGUGUGGUGUGUGUCUCUGUUUUGAAAGAGAGAGCGAGAGUUUGUGUAUGUUCUCCUGCCAGACCUGACCCUGCCACGUGUAAAGCAAGUGAUAAUACAAUGUACAGUACCAGUCAAAAGGUUGGACACACCUACUCAUUCAAGAGUUUUUCUUUAUUUUAACUAUUUUCUACAUUGUAGAAUAAUAGUGAAGACAUCAAAACUAUGAAAUAACACAUAUGGAUUCAUGUAGUAACCAAAAAAGUGUUAAACAAAUCAAAAUAUAUUUGAGAUUUGAGAUUCUUCAAAGUAGCCACCCUUUGCCUUGAUGACAGCUUUGCACACUCUUGGCAUUCUCUCAACCAGCUUCCCCUGGAAUGCUUUUCCAACAGUCUUGAAGGAGUUCCCACAUAUGCUGAGCACUUGUUGGCUGCUUUUCCUUCACUCUGCGGUCCAACUCUUCCCAAACAAUUGGGUUGAGGUCGGAUGAUUGUGGAAGGCAGGUCAUCUGAUGCAGCACUGCAUCACUCUCCUUCUUGGUCAAAUAGCCCUUACACAGCCUGGAGGUGUGUUGGGUCAUUGUCCUGUUGAAAACAAAUUAUAGUCCCACUAAGCGCAAGCCAGAUGGGAUGGCGUAUCGCUGUAGAAUGCUGUGGUAGCCAUGCUAGUUAAGUGUGCCUUGAAUUCUAAAUAAAUCACUGACAGUGUCACCAGCAAAGCACCAUCACACCUCCAUGCUUCACGGUGGGAACCACACUUGCAGAGAUCAUCUGUUCACCUACUCUGCGUCUCACAAAGACAUAGCGGUUGGAACCAAAAAUCUCACAUUUGGACUCAUCAGACCAAUAGACAGAUUUCCACCAGUCUAAUGUCCAUUGCUCGUGCAAGUCUCUUCUUCUUAUUGGUGUCCUUUAGUAGUGGUUUCUUUGCAGCAAUUCGACCAUGAAGGCCUGAUUCACGCAGUCUCCUCUGAACAGUUGAUGUUGAGAUGUGUCUGUUACUUGAACUCUGUGAAGCAUUUAUUUGGGCUGCAAUCUGAGCAGCAGAGGUAACUCUGGGUCUUCCUUUCCUGUGGCGGUCCUCAUGAGAGCCAGUUUCAUCAUAGUGCUUGAUGGUUUUUGUGACUGCACUUGAAGAAACGUUCAAAGUUCUUGAAAUUUUCCCGGAUUUACAGACCUUCAUGUCUUAAAGUAAUGAUGGACUGUUAUUUGUCUUUGCUUAUUUGAGCUGGUCUUGCCAUAAUAUGGACUUGGUCUUUUACCAAAUAGGGCUAUCUUCUGUAUACCAACCCUACCUUGUCACAACACAACUGAUUGGCUCAAAUGCAUUAAGAAGGAAAUACAUUCCAUAAAUUAACUUUUAAGAAGGCACACCUGUUAAUUUAAAUGUAUUCCAGGUGACUACAUCAUGACGCUGGUUGAGAGAACACUUUUUUGGUUAGUACAUGAUUCCAUAUGUGUUAUGUUUUCUAUUCUAACUAUUCUAUUCCAACCCAUCCAGGUACCGGUGGUCCAGAAUACCCCCGCUUCGGUGCAGCCAUCCCCUAUCCACAGUUCACAGGGGAUGGGAAAGCUGCCGGUGCGCCCUGGCAUGCACACUCCAGAGCCCCAGAACUUCCGCAGUGCACAGGUGUGUGUGUGUGUGUGUGUGUGUGUGUGUGUGUGUGUGUGUGUGUGUGUGUGUGUGUGUGUGUGUGUGUGUGUGUGUGUGUGUGUGUGUGUGUGUGUGUGUGUGUGUGUGUGUGUGUGUGUGUGUGUGUGUGUAUUGCAGUGAUUUUUGGCAUUAGACUAACCGGAGCUCAACCUGCACCCCUGGUCUGAGUCAAACCUGCGAUCCACAGCUCCAAGAGCAUUAUUGGUCCUUCAGUUGGAACGUCUUGUAAUGCAUUACUUACCAAUGCUGUAGGAUCAUUACUCUAUGCUUAUUUGUGUAUGCAUGCUGAGGCAAAUCUAUUUCACUACUCUUUGGAUCAUGUUUGUGUUUUGAAAAGCAUAUGGUUCCUGGUUAGGUUGAUAUCUUACAUUUAUAAAUGGAAGACAUUGCUUUGAUCCAUGAUCCCUUGAAUUGGACAUGGGUUGGUCAGGUCAGCUUUUUAUCUUAGCUGUUCAAUGACUAUCUGAACUGUGACAAUAAGGCCAAGUAUCUAUUGCCCUCUAGUGACUACAAACAGUACAACAUAUACCCAUUUAUAGAAGCAUUACAUUCUUGGAUGACUGCCUCUCUCUAUUUCAAUGGCACACGGCGUGUAGCAAAUGUGGAUUCCUGAUCAAUUCAAUUGCGUAAUUAAUUAAAAUGCAUCCAAAUGUGAAUUGUUCCUCUCAUGAUUCUCCCCAUUUUUUAUUAACUCUCUCCUCUUCUCUAUCACUUUCUCACCUUUUUCUGUUCCUCUUCCUCCUCCAUCCCUGCUGGUCAUCCCUUCUUCUCUUUCUAUUUCCUCUAACCUUUCCUCUCCUCCCUCCACAGGGUCACACAGUCAUCAGGUCGGGGGCCAACGCCUCCCUGCCCCCGAUGAUGAUGUCACAGAGGGUCAUCGCCCCCAACCCGUCCCAGCUACAGGGCCAGAGAAUGCCCUCCAAGCCUGGCAUGGGCCGCUCCAGCACGGGUAGUAUGAGCAACGUCAGCUACCAGCAGGUAUGGUGCCACCCCUCUGCUCUCCACGUUUCAGAAAACACUGGUUGCAUUCCAAUUCUCUAACCUUCACCCAUGAGUAUGCACUUGGUCACUCCCCCUCAUGCAUUUAAAGGCAUUGGAUCAUUGCAAGCAUGGCUGGAGGAAGUUCCCACUAUAUUCCUUAUACCACUUCAUCCCUUGAGCAUUUUAAACGUCAUAAAGGCCAUCCAGAGGACCAUUCCGUGUUUAGAAUAGCAAUCACUUCAACUUGUCUCACAGUCUUUCCACUGUGCCCCUUUUCCCUUGUGCGUUGAACGCACCACAGGCCACCAGCCAGCAGGUGGCGGUGUCCCAGCGUUCGUGCUCCUCUGCAAUCUACAUGAACUUGGCCCACAUGCAGGCUGCGGGGGGUGUGGGCGGCGUGGGGAUGGGCAGCAGUGGGAUGGGCGCUGUCAGCCCUUCCACCAUAUCGAGCGGAACAGGUAGCGGCGGAAGCUCCGGCGUGAGUUCCCUGGCGGACCAGGCAAGCAGCCAGGCAGCAGCCAAGCUGGCCUUGCGCAAACAGCUGGAGAAAACCCUGCUGGAGAUCCCGCCGCCCAAGCCGCCGGCCCCACUCCUGCACUUCUUGCCGUCGGCGGCCAACAGCGAGUUCAUCUACAUGGUGGGCCUGGAGGAGGUGGUGCAGAGCGUCAUCGACAGCCAGGGUAAGCCACUGGACAGGCACCGCUACAAAUCUCUUUAUAUGAUCAAGAUGAGAGAUUCUGCACCUCACCAUGCUGUCCAGUGAAAAUCGAACUUAUUAAAGUGAAUAUUAUGUUAACUCAUACCCAAAUAAUGUUGUUAACUCAUCCUAUACUCAUAUUUGUGGCCAAAGCAUAAAUUGAUGAAAAAAACAUUUUUAAAAAACCCACCUCAAACUUGUAUCUCAAACAGACCAUUUAAAAAAUUGCUAUUUCUUCAUAUAGGAUGAUGUUAUCCUCCUGAGGAGGAUGAGCUGGCCAAUCACCUAUCUAAUCACAUGAAUAUUUUUUAUGACCGAUAUACGCCCACACCAUUCUGUGUUUGUGGUACGCCCACCCUAUUCCAACACAGAAAAGCUGCUUUUUAACAUACUUAAUUAAACACAUUUGGAAGGAAACUAUUUUGCUCAUAUUGUAAUUAAUUAUAGGUAAUAUUUCAUAGAAAUCUGGAAACACUGGACAGUUACUUUAAACUGACCCCCUCAAGCUGAUUAAGAAUCAAAACCUUUAAUAAAUGCCUCCUGCCUCUCAUCAGGUAAGCUGCGGGGGACGCUGUCGCGCAUGGAGCCCUUCUUCUGCGGCCAGUGCAGGAUCGACUUCACCCCCCACUGGAAGCAGGAGAAGGGCGGGCGUAUCCUCUGCGAGCAGUGCAUGACGUCCAAUCAGAAGAAGGCCCUGAAGGCGGAGCACACAAAUAGGCUGAAGAACGCAUUCGUCAAGGCCCUGCAGCAGGAGCAGGUUAGCUCAACCCCUUUUAACAGGGCCUGAUCUACAGUGCAUUCGGAAAGUAUUCAGAACCCUUGACUUUUUCCACAUGUUACGUUACAGCCUUAUUCUAAAAUUCAUUAAAUUGUUUUUUUUUCUCAUCAAUCUACACAUAAUACCCCAUAAUGACAAAGCAAAAACAGGUUUUUAGAAUUGUUUGCUAAUUUAAAUAAAACAAACCUGAAAUAUCACAUUUACUUAAGUGUCAGACCCUUUACUCAGUACUUUGUUGAAGCACCUUUGGCAGCGAUUACAGCCUAGAGUUUUCUUGGGUAUGACGCUACAAGCUUGGCACACCUGUAUUUGGGAAGUUUCUCUCAUUAUUCUCUGCAGAUCCUCUCAAGCUCUGUCAGGUAGGAUGGGGAGCAUUGCUGCACCGCUAUUUUUAGGUCUCUCCAGAGAUGUUCGGUCGGGCUCAAGUCUGGGCUCUGGCUGGGCCACUCAAGGACAUUCAGAGACUUGUCCCGAAGCCGAUUUAAUCAAUUUUAGAAUAAGGCUGUAACAUAACAAAAUGUGGAAAAAGUAAAGGGGUCUGAAUACUUUCGGAAUGCACUGUAAUCUGAUCUAAAAGACAAUUGAUCCUAGAUCCGCAUUCCUACUCUGAGACUUUAUGAAUAGGGGCCCAGAUUUUAUUUUUCAUAUGUAAUGGCAUGGAUUAAAGAGAUACAGUGCUGUGAAAAAGUAUUUGCCCCUUUUCUGAUUUCCUCAAUUUUUUUGCAUAUUUUUUAUACUGAAUGUUAUCAGAUCUUCAACCAAAACCUAAUAUUAGAUAAAGGAACCUGAGUUUACAAAUAACAAAAAAAUAGAUACUUAUUUAAUUAACACAUUUAUUUAACACCCAAUUUCCCUGUGUGAAAAAGUAAUUGCCCUCUUACACUCAAGUACUGGUUGUGCCACCUUUAGCUGCAAUGAUGCAGCCAAAUGCUUCCUGUAGUUGUUAAUCAGUCUCUCACAUCGCUGUGGAGGAAUUUUGGCCCACACUUGCAUGCAGAACUGCUUGAACUCUGCGACAUUUGUGGGAUUUCAAGCAUUAACUGCUAGUUUCAAGUCCUGCCACAACAUCUCAAUUGGGAUUAGGGCUGGACUUUGACUAGGCCAUUCCAAAACAUCAAAUGUGUUGCUUUUUAGCCAUUUUCAUGUUGACUUGAUUGUGUGUUUUGGAUAAUUUUCUUGCUGCAUGACCCAGCUGUGCUUCAGCUAACAGACGGAUGGCCUGACAUUCUCCUGGAGAAUAAUCUGAUACAGAGCAGAAUUCAUGGUUCCUUCUAUUAAGGCAAGUCGUCCAGGUCCUGAGGCAGAAAAUCAUCCCCAAACCAUCACACUGCCACCACCAUGCUUGACCGUUGGUAUAAGGUUCUUACUGUGGAAUGCAGUGUUUGGUUUUUGCCAGGCAUAAUGGGACCCAUGUCGUCCAAAAAGUUAUACUUUUUACUCAGCUGUCCACCACAAACCGAUGCUGGCACUAAGAUUGCACUCAAUGAGCUGCAUUAGGCCAUAAGCAAACAGGAAAACGCUUAUCCAGAGGCAGCGCUCCUAGUGGCCUAACCCGGACGCUUAUAAGAAAUCCCGCUAUGCCCUCCGACGACCCAUGAAACAGGCAAAGCGUCAAUACAGGACUAAGAUUGAAUUGUACUACACCGGCUCCGACCCUCGUCGGAUGUGGCAGGGUUUGCAAACUAUUACAGACUACAAAAGGAAGCACAGCCGUGAGCUGCCCAGUGACACGAGCCUACCAGACGAGCUAAAUUACUUCUAUGCUCGCUUCGCGGCAAGCAACACUGAAGCAUGCAUGAGAGCACCAGCUGUUCCGGACGACUGUUUGAUCACGCUCUCCGUAGCCGAUGUGAGUAAGACCUUUAAACAGGUCAACAUUCACAAGGCCGCAGGGCCAGACGGAUUACCAGGACGUGUCCUCCGAGCAUGUGCUGACCAACUGGCAAGUGUCUUCACUGACAUUUUCAACCUGUCAUAGACGGAGUCUGUAAUAAUAACUUGUUUCAAGCAGACCACCAUAGUUCCUGUGUCCAAGAACACUAAAGUAACCUGCCUAAAUGACUACCGACCCGUAGCACUCACGUCUGUAGCCAUGAAGUGCUUUGAAAGGCUGGUAAUGGCUCAAAUCAACACCAUUAUCUCAGAAACCCUAGACCCACUCCAAUUUGCAUACCGCCCCAACAGAUCCACAGAUGAUGCAAUUUCUAUUGCACUCCACACUGCCCUUUCCCACCUGGACAAAAGGAACACCAACGUGAGAAUGCUAUUAAUUUACUACAGCUCAGCGUUCAACACCAUAGUGCCCUCAAAGCUCAUCACUAAGCUAAGGACCCUGGGACUAAUCACCUCCCUCUGCAACUGGAUCCUGGACACCUGGACCAGGUGGUAAGGGUAGGUAACAACACAUCUGCCACACUGAUCCUCAACACGGGGCCCCUCAGGGGUGCGUGCUCAGUCCCCUCCUGUACUCCCUGUUUACCCAUGACUGCAUGGCCAGGCACGACUCCAACACCAUCAUUAAGUUUGCUGACGACACAACAGUGGUAGGCAUGAUCAACGAUAACAAUGAGACAGCCUAUAGGGAGGAGGUCCGAGACCUGGCCGUGUGGUGCCAGGAUAACAACCUCUCCCUCAACGUGACCAAGACAAAGGAGAUGAUUGUGGAUACAGGAAAAAAAGAGGACUGAGCACGCCCCCAUUCUCAUUGACAGGGCUGUAGUGGGACAGGUUGAGAGCUUCAAGUCUUUGGUGUCCACAUCACCAACAAGCUAUCAUGGUCCAAACACACCAAGACAGUCGUGAAGAUGGCACGACAAAGCCUAUUCCCCCUCAGGAGACUGAAAAUAUUUGGCAUGGUUCCUCAGAUCCUCAGAAAGUUCUACAGCUGCACCAUCGAGAGCAUCUUGACAGGUUGCAUCACCGCCUGGUAUGGCAACUGCUUGGCCUCCGACCGCAAGGCACUACAGAGUGUAGUGUGUAUGGCCCAGUACAUCACUGGGCCCAAGCUUCCUGCCAUCCAGGACCUCUAUACCAGGCGGUGUCAGAGGAAGGCCCUAAAAAUUGUCAAAGACUCCAGCCACCCUAGUCAUAGACUGUUCUCUCUGCUACCGCACAGCAAGCGGUACCAGAGCGCCAAGUCUAGGUCCAAAAGGCUUCUUAACAGCUUCUACCCCCAUGCCAUUAGACUCCUGAACAGCUAAUCAUGGCUACCCGGACUAUUUGCAUUGUAUCAAAUAGGUAUCAAUGUUUUUGUUAUUUGUAAACUCAGGUUCCCCUUUAUCUAAUAUUUGGUUUUGGUUGAAGAUCUGAUAACAUUCAGUUUCAAAAAUAUGCAAAAAUAGAGAAAAUCUAAAGGGGGCAAAUACUUUUUCAUGCCACUGUAUACAACAAGGCUAGGUAAAAUAUACUAGUUUGCAGGAAUGUUACAAACAACUUGUGACUCACAAUAAGUACGUUUUGCGGCUGACCUCUUGACAACUGUCAGAGAGCGUGACCUUAUUAUGUUCUAGUGCCCUGAGCUGUCGGAGUGAAACAAAUUACUUUUUCCCCUUGACCACUGACAUGCUCUGACUGUUACGAGUUUUUUUUACGUGUGUGUGGCUGUGCUUUUGUAUUUGAAUUUCUUGUCUGUUUCUCUCUCCCUCUCCCUGUCCCACCCUUUUCUUCCCAUCCUUUGUUCAUUGUCUCCACCCUUAUCUCUCUCUAUCUCCUCAUGUUUAACAGGAGAUUGAGCAAAGGCUCCAGCAGCAGGCAGCCGUCUCCCCCAGCACGGCUCAGACUGUUCCCAACGUCGUCAGCAAGGCCGAGACCAUGAUCCGACAUCACGCUCUGCGUCAGGUAACGGGCCUACACUAAGACACCUUAAAGUGACAGUUCACUGCAAAACCUUAAUUUGUCAACUGUUGUCAGACCUCAAAAGUAGUCAAUUUUUUUUAUUGAGAUGAGUCCUUGGCCCAUCCCAAUAUUUGCGUAGAUCCACUUAUAUCCCCCAGUCAACCAUCCUUAGGCCCCAUUUUAGUUGGCAGCGUUUGUAGACUGUACUCCGGCACAGUAUCAUAUUAUGUUUUCAAUUGUUAAGUUACCAAAAAACUUUUUGACUGAACUGAUGUAUCUGGAGGUCACUGAUUUCCUCCUCCUCUCUCUCACCCUCUGCUCCCUCAGGCUCCCCAGCCUCAGGCCUCCAUGCAACGGGGUCUCUCCAGCUCGGCGAGGGGCGUCCUCUCCAACUUCGCCCAGGCAUCCCAGCUCUCCGUGGCCAGCGGCCUGCUGGGGAUGACGGGGAAGCAGCGCUGCGGAGGAGGUGGUGGCAGCAGUAGUGGUGGCGGUGGCAGCAGUCGGAUCCAGCAUGAUGGCCGUCGCCAGAUCUACAACAUCCCCGGUGGGUUUUUGAGAACCCCUUAUGGUAACACUUCACUUAGGCCUAAAGCCUGCAGAUACAGUGCCUUCAGAAAUAAUUCAUACCCCUUGACUUUUUCCACAUUUUGUUGUUGUACAAAGUGGGAUGUCAACGAUCUACACAAAAUACUCUGUCAAACUGGAAGAAAAAUUCUAAAAUGUGUAAAAAUAAAAAUAUGAAAAAUAAAACACUAAUAUAUCUUGAUUAGAUAAGUAUUCAACCCCCUGAGUCAAUACAUGUUAGAAUCACCUUUGUGAUUACAGCUGUGGGUCUUUCUGGGUAAGUCUCUAAGAGCUUUGCGCUACUGGAAUGGACAAUAUUUCUUCAAGCUCUGUCAAUUUUCUGCCAUUUUCAAGUCUUACCAUAGAUUUUCAAGCAGAUUUAAGUCAAAACUGUAACUAGGCCAUUCAGGAACAUUCAACGUCGUCUUGGUAAGCAACUCCAGUGUAUAUUUGGCCUUGUGUUUUAGGUUAUUGUCCAGCUGAAAGGUGAAUUUGUCUCCCAGUGUCUGUUGAAGAGCAGACUGAACCAGGUUUUCCUCUAGGAUUUUGCCAGUGCUUAGCUCUAUUCCAUUUAUUUUUAUCCCCCAAAAAACUCCCUAGUCCUUGCCGAUGACAAGCAUACCCAUAACAUGAUGCAGCCACCACAAUGCUUGGAAAUAUGAAAAGUGGUGUUCAGUGAUGUGUUGGAUUUGCCCCAAACAUAACGCUUUGUAUUCAGGACAUAAAGUUCAUUUCUUUGCCACAUUUUUUGCAGUUUUACUUUAGUGCCUUAUUGCAGACAAGAUACAUUUCUUCGAAAAUUUGUAUUCUGUACAGGCUUUUUUUACAGGGUUCUUUUCACUGUCAAUUAGCUUAGUAUUGUGGAAUAACUACAAUGUUGUUGAUCCAUCCUCAGUUUUCUCCUAUAGCCAUUAAACUCUGUAACUGUUUUCAAGUCACCAUUUGCCUCAUGGUGAAAUCCCUGAGUGGUUUCCUUCCUCUCCGGCAACUGAGUUAGAAAGGACGCCUGUAUCUUUAUAGUGACUGGGUGUAUUGAUACACCAUCCAAAGUGUAAUUAAUAACUGCACCAUGCUCAAAAGGAUAUUCAAUGUCUGCUUUUUUUUAAAAACCAAUCUACCAAUAGGUACCCUUCUUUGCGAGGCAUUCGAAAAUCUCCCUGGUCUUUGUGGUUGAAUCUCUGUUUAAGAUUCACUGCCCAACUGAGGGACCUUACAGAUAAUUGUAUGUGAGGGGUACAGAGAGGAGGUAGUCAUUAAAAAAUCUAGUUAAACACUAUUAUUGCACACAGAGUGAAUCCAUGAAACGUAUUAUGUGACUUGUUAAGCAAUGUUUUACUCCUGAUUCAGGCUUGUCAUAACAAAGGGGUUGAAUAAUUAUUACUCAAGACAUUUCAGCUUUUCAUUUGUAAUUAAUUAGUAAAAACUUUUAAAAACAUAAUUCCACUUUGACAUUAUGGGGUAUUGUGUGUAGGCCAGUGACAAAAACAUAUAAAUAUAAUCCAUUUUAAAUUCAGGCUGUAACACAACCAAGUGUGAAAAAAGUUAAGGGGUGUGAAUACUUUCUGAAGGCACUCUAUAAUGUUAUUACAUGUUAUAAGUCUGGUCCCGUGUGUGUGUAUAUAUGUAAAAUGUGUGUAUAUACCUAUAUAUGUGUGUGUGUGUGUGUGUGUGUGUGUGUGUGUGUGUGUGUGUGUGUGUGUGUGUGUGUGUGUGUGUGUGUGUGUGUUACAAAUAAAGAAAAACCCUGGAAUGAGUAGGUGUGUCCAAACUUUUGACUGGUACUGUACAUAUAUAUAUUUAUAUUACACACAUACAGUGAAGGGAAAAAAGUAUUUGAUCCCCUGCUGAUUUUGUACGUUUGCCCACUGACAAAACAUGAUCAGUCUAUAAUUUUAAUGGUAGGUUUAUUUGAACCGUCAAACAUGGAGGUGGAAACAUUAUGCUUUGGGGGUGUUUUUCUGCUAAGGGGACAGGACAACUUCACCGCAUCAAAGGGACGAUGAACGGGCCGUCAAAUCUUGGGUGAGAACCUCCUUCCUUCAGCCAGGGCAUUGAAAAUGGGUUGUGGAUGGGUAUUCCAGCAUGACAAUGACCCAAAACACACGGCCAAGGCAACAAAGGAGUGGCUCAAAAAGAAGCACAUUAAGGUCCUGGAGUGGCCUAGCCAGGCUCCAGACCUUAAUCCCUUAGAAUAUCUGUGGAGGGAGCUGAAGGUUUGAGUUGCCAAACGUCAGCCUCGAAACCUUAAUGACUUGGAGAAGAUCUGCAAAGAGGAGUGGGACAAAAUCCCUCCUGAGAUGUGUGCAAACCUGGUGGCCAACUACAAGAAAUGUCUGACCUCUGAUUGCCAACAAGGGUUUUGUCACCAAGUACUAAGUCAUGUUUUGCAGAGGGGUCAAAUACUUAUUUCUCUCAUAAUGCAAAUCAAUAUAUAACAUUUUUUACAUGCAUUUUUCUGGAUUUUUUUGUUGUUAUUCUGUCUCUCACUGUUCAAAUAAACCUACCAUUAAAAUUAUAGACUGAUCAUGUCUUUGUCAGUGGGCAAACGUACAAAAUCAGCAGGGGAUCAAAUACUUUUUUCCCUCACUGUAUAUACAGUGGGGAGAACAAGUAUUUGAUACACUGCCGAUUUUGCAGGUUUUCCUACUUACAAAGCAUGUAGAGGUCUGUAAUUUUUUUUAUCAUAGGUACACUUCAACUGUGAGAGACGGAAUCUAAAACAAAAAUCCAGAAAAUCACAUUGUAUGAUUUUUAAGUAAUUAAUUUGCAUUUUAUUGCAUGACAUAAGUAUUUGAUCACCUACCAACCAGUAAGAAUUCCGGCUCUCACAGACCUGUUAGUUUUUCUUUAAGAAGCCCUCCUGUUCUCCAAUCAUUACCUGUAUUAACUGCACCUGUUUGAACUCGUUACAUGUAUAAAAGACACCUGUCCACACACUCAAUCAAACAGACUCCAACCUCUCCACAAUGGCCAAGACCAGAGAGCUGUGUAAGGACAUCAGGGAUAAAAUUGUAGACCUGCACAAGGCUGGGAUGGGCUACAGGACAAUAGGCGAGCAGCUUGGUGAGAAGGCAACAACUGUUGGCGCAAUUACUAGAAAAUGGAAGAAGUUCAAGAUGACGGUCAAUCACCCUCGGUCUGGGGCUCCAUGCAAGAUCUCACCUCGUGGGGCAUCAAUGAUCAUGAGGAAGGUGAGGGAUCAGCCCAGAACUACACGGCAGGACCUGGUCAAUGACCUGAAGAGAGCUGGGACCACAGUCUCAAAGAAAACCAUUAGUAACACACUACGCCGUCAUGGAUUAAAAUCCUGCAGCGCACGCAAGGUCCCCCUGCUCAAGCCAGCGCAUGUCCAGGCCCAUCUGAAGUUUGCCAAUGACCAUCUGGAUGAUCCAGAGGAGGAAUGGGAGAAGGUCAUGUGGUCUGAUGAGACAAAAAUAGAGCUUUUUGGUUUAAACUCCACUCGCUGUGUUUGGAGGAAGAAGAAGGAUGAGUACAACCCCAAGAACACCAUCCCAACCGUGAAGCAUGGAGGUGGAAACAUCAUUCUUUGGGGAUGCUUUUCUGCAAAGGGGACAGGACGACUGCACCGUAUUGAGGGGAGGAUGGAUGGGGCCAUGUAUCGCGAGAUCUUGGCCAACAACCCCCUUCCCUCAGUAAGAGCAACAACCCCCAUUUUCUAAUAAUUGCGCCAACAGUUGUUGCCUUCUCACCAAGCUGCUUGCCUAUUGUCCUGUAGCCCAUCCCAGCCAUGUGCAGGUCUACAUUUGUAUCCCUGAUGUCCUUACACAGCUCUCUGGUCUUGGCCGUUGUGGAGUUGUUGGAGUCUGUUUGAUUGAGUGUGUGGACAGGUGUCUUUUAUACAGGUAAUGAGUUCAAACGGGUACAGUUAAUACAGGUAAUGAGUGGAGAACAGGAGGGCUUCUUAAAGAAAAACUAACAGGUCUGUGAGAGCCGGAAUUCUUACUGGUUGGUAGGUGAUCAAAUACUUAUGUCAUGCAAUAAAUUGCAAAUUAAUUACUUAAAAAUCAUACAAUGUGAUUUUCUGGAUUUUUGUUUUAGAUUCCGUCUCUCACAGUUGAAGUGUACCUAUGAUAAAAAAUUACAGACCUCUACAUGCUUUGUAAGUAGGAAAACCUGCAAAAUCGGAAGUGUAUCAAAUACUUGUUCUCCUCACUGUACAUACACACACACACUGAGUAUACCAAACAUUAGGAACACCUUCCUAAUACUGAGUUGCCUCCCUCUACAAGGUGUCGAAAGUAUUCAUUACAUUUACAUUUACGUCAUUUAGCAGACGCUCUUAUCCAGAGCGACUUACAAAUUGGUGCAUUCACCUUUAUAGCCAGUGGGAUAACCACUUUACAAUAUGUAUUAUUUUUAUUUAUUUUUUUGGGGGGGGUGGGGUAAGGGGGGGGGUAGAAGGAUUACUUUAUCCUAUUUAUCCCUGUAUUCCACAGGGAUGCUGGCCCAUGUUGACUCCACUGCUUCCCACAGUUGUAUCAAGUUGGCUGGAUGUCCAUUGGGUGGUGGACUAAUAUUUUGAUACACACAGGAAACUUUUUUAGCGUUAAAAAACCCAGCAGCAUUGCAGUUUUGGCACAAACCGGUGCACCUGGCAUUUACUACCAUACCCUGUUCAAAGGCACUUCAAUUUUUUGUCUUGCCCAUUCACACUCUGAAUGGCACACAUACACCAUGUCGUUAUUGUCUGAUGGCUUAAAAAUCCUUCUUUAACCUGUCUCCUCCCCUUCAUCUACAAUGAUUGAAGUGGAUUUAACAAGUGACAUCAAUAAGGGAUCAUAGCUUUCACCUGGAUUCACCUGGUCAGUCUAUGUCAUGGAAAGAGCAGGUAUCCUUAAUGUUUUGUGCACUCAGAGACGAUAAUAUGGGGGUCAUAUGUGCUUAUGACAGGUCUUACAAUGCAUUAUAAUUAAUUAUACCUGAAGGUGAUGCCCAAAUGUUUAGCAUUCAAAGAAAGCGUAAGAGUGAGACACAAUGGGCUUUAUACAUUUUUCACAAAUAUGGCCAUACUGAGAGCAUAAAUAAAAAUAAUUAUUGCAAUAAUAAUUGUCAUACCUAUGAUUGUCUAACAAACUCUGAAAUCUCUGGUGAGGUGGACAGCAGGUUUGGGAUUAAUUCAACAAAUUACAUUCUAAUUAAAUUCCUUUUCCCUGUAAAUAUAUUAUAUUUAAUUCAAUUCAAACUCCAGGUCAGUCUUUGAAUUCAGAGAGAAUUCAAAUCCCUCUCAGUUAUAAUGUUGGGUUAUACAUUUUUUUUUUUAUUGCCAAUUCAAUAUUAUCCCCAACAAUUAUACAAAUUCCAAUGAAAUUCCCUCAGGCUGUUAGGCUGAUCAUGUCAUUGUUUAGACAGCGUAGUUAUACUGUAGUUAUACUGGACAAAUAGAAAUAAUUUUAAAAUAAAUCCUGCGGUCAAUUUUCGAUACUAAGUACAUUAACUGUGAAAUGUACAAAUAUUCAAUUCAAUUCCACAUCGUUUUUUUGUACAAUUCCAAUUUAAUUCCAAUUCAAUCAUAAUUCCAUAACUUGAAGAUUGUUGAAACUUUAAUUGAAUUCAACAUAAAUUCUCCACUUCAUGAGUGAAUUCAAGUACUACGUUUGAAUUUCAAAUUAAAUUGGAAUUGACCCCAACCCUGGUGGACAAAACAGACACAGCCGACUGGAACAUUUUUCGCUUUUAAAUAUGUUGUGGGUACAAAGGUUUUAUUGAAUGUGUUCCUCUUUCUUCCUCUCUUUCUUUUUCCUCUAUCUCUCUUUCUGUCCUUUUAACUUUCCUUUCCUUGUUCAUUCUCUCAACCUCCUUGUUUGAACUCUCUCUGGCUCUUUCUCGCCUUCUCUAUUAUUCUUGAUCUCUUUCUCCUUUUCUGUCAGGGUUGAACAUUGCCUACCUGAACCAAGGAGGGGUCGGGGCCCACAAGGGCUCCAGCUUAGCGGACCGCCAGAGGGAGUACCUGUUGGACAUGAUCCCGCCACGCUCCAUAUCACAGUCCAUCAACGGACAGAAAUGA